Folsomia candida is the source of this 3238-nucleotide messenger RNA. Its product is annotated as P2X purinoceptor 3. The record is from RefSeq and is a predicted model, not a curated record. Gene Ontology annotation, cellular component: nuclear inner membrane. Bases 220 to 1434 code for a protein of 404 amino acids. NCBI's taxonomy places the organism in Eukaryota, Metazoa, Arthropoda, Collembola, Entomobryomorpha, Isotomidae. Gene Ontology annotation, molecular function: extracellularly ATP-gated monoatomic cation channel activity. The transcript is spliced from 6 exons.
GUGGAGGGCCGCCCUCCGAGGGCGAGGCUGACCGAGCUCGCGAGGUCAACUCUCCCAUGCUCACUCCACCUCUUCAUUCGUCACCCUCCGUUUGCAUUUCUCCAAAUAAAUUUCAGCAUUUCAAUUGUGAUUCACAUUACCCAACCACUCACCAAUAAUUCAAAGUUUUUUAGCGCUGUAAUUUUCUCUCAUUAUUAUUGUCUAAUUGUAAAAAUAAAUAUGGCUACAAUUAUUAAAGUGUGUGAAUCGUUAUUAGAGUUAGCAAAAUUAAAAUACCCUGUUCCUGAUACAUCUUUAGUAGAAGAUAAUUUUAACUUGGAUCAGUUAGCUAGUGAAGCACUUGUGUUAAUUGAAAAUUUAUUGAAUCCUGACAGCAGUGAACGUGAAACAGUUAUUUCAUUAGAUAUUGAUUGUGACGAUGAAAUUGAUAUUUAUGAAAAUGAAGACGUUCCUGCAAGUGAAAACGACGCUAAUUCACGUGAAUCAGGUCUCGCAUCAUCCCAAGAAUGGCAGGUCGAAAAAAUCGGGCAAGAAGAAUACAAUCUUGAAGAAAUGAUAAAGAUCGUGAAUUUUUAUAACAAUGUUAAAACCAACAAAUUGUUUCAAACCCAGCGACGUUUCCCAAAAGUUAGAAGUUAUGCGUCAAUCUCUCGGAUGAAAACGUAUGUUGAUCAGAAUGGUAAAAAGCUGGAGAAAUUAAGUAAAGUGGAAACUUUUGUCAAGGAGAGAUUUAAUCAUGCUAGACAAUCUUUAAUUCAUGUUAGUGAAGUUGAUUUAAAGCGUUGGGGAAUCAUCAAAUCCAAAGAUUUAUCUUUACAAUUUAAGGCUAGCUCAACAUGGAUUCACAACUUUAAGAAAAAAAAUCGAAUUGUUUCACGCAAAAUAACGAAAUAUUUAACAAAAGCUGAAUAUGACAAUAAAAGUAAUGUCGAAGAAGCAGCCUACACGUUUGUGGAAAAUGUCAACAAAAAACUUAUAGGUGUUCAACCAGACCUUGUACUCAAUUUUGACCAAUCUGGAUUUACAUAUGAAUAUUCACCGAAGCGGACUUUAUCAAUUAAAGGAGAGAAGGACACUCUUGGAUUGGUUGUUUUGCACAAUGCUAACACACAUUCGUACACUGUGAUGCCAUUAUUAUCCAUGAGUGGAAAAUUUAUCGGAAAAUUAUUAAUUUGCCUCCAGGAACCACAAGGAUAUUUGGGUCCAAUAGUCAAGAAAAAUCUCGAGGUUCCAUCCAACAUUUAUUUGGUCGCCUCCAAGUCAGGAAAGUUGGACAAAACUAUUAUGAAGAAAUGGAUUACUGAUUGCGUUGCUCCAUACAUCAGUGAAAAUAAAGCCAUCCUAAUUUACGAUUCUUGGGCAGGACAAGUUGACGAUUUGACCUACGAAUCACUUUCAGAACAAUGCAACAUCCAUCAUUCAACCAUUGGAUAAAUAUAUUUUCAGACAAUACAAAAUAUUUCGUCGAAAGAUAUUUGAAAAAGUAGUCCUAGAUUCCAUUGAUAUCGAUUUACAUAAAAGACAAAACGUAAUUAAAAUGCAGUGCUUAAUGUACAACCAGUUCCAGUCAGCUGCUUUUGAGCCGAUGUUCAAAUACGCAUGGUUUGCAUGCAACUAUAAGAGUGACCGAGUGAAGUUUAAAAAUGUGGCAGAAACAUUAUUUUCGACUAGUUUUGAUGACUGUGAGGAGGAAAUGUGCAAUAGAGAGACUUUUAUCAAAUGUGCUCACUGCUCUGUUAAUAUGUGUUUUCAUCACUUUUACAUCGAUAAUCACUUUCAUUCGGAUGAUUCAGAUUUGGAUGAACUCGCUUCGCUUAAUUCAAGUCAAUAAAUAAUGUUCAUCAGUAUCAAUAAAGAGUAUCAGGCCGUCUACCCCAUAUCUGAUGUGACAUCAACCCUAAAAUUAAGGGGUGUCCUUGACACUCGAAACCUUUCAGUAACCGACCUUCAUCCCGUUUUCCAAAACGAUUCUAAUAUCUAUCUCCGUGUUUGGGACGCGUUAGACUUAAUUCCUGCUAUAAAUGACGCAUCUACAUACUAAGGGACUCAUCAUCAGUACAAACGUGGCUGUCACUGCUGCUCAAACUUUUUCAGAGAAUACAACCUGCCCUGAGGAAAUUGAUGACAAGUUGUUCCACUGCAUUACAAACCUAAAUUGUCCUAAGGGCACUAUACUACUGAAAGGACACGGAGUGCCUACCGGUAAUUGUGUGGAAAGUGAUAUAGACGCGGCAAUAAAGACGUGUGAAAUAGAAGGAUGGUGCCCUGUGGCACGAAAUACUCGCCCUCUAAAGUCCGGAAAAGCCCUCUUGUCCGAGGCCCACAUUCUAACGAUUUUUUUAAAGUCUACGGUCAGAAUAGACGCGCUUGACGUUUCACUCAAUAAUAUUAAACAAAUUCAAAACAUGAAGAACGGACCAGACAUAGAAUCAUGUAUUUUUGACCCAGACUCACCAAUGGACCAACAUUGUCCCAGAUUUCGGCUUGGUGACAUUAUAAAAUAUGCUAUUCAAGAGGGCAAUAAAACUGGAGAUGAUCUCGAUUUCGACCAAGUGGCCCUAGAUGGCGGGGUUUUCAUGCUUAAAGUAGCAUACGACUGCGACAUGGAUUGCUAUUGGAAGAUUGCCUGCCCAAGUAUAGCUUCAAACAGGUUGGUGUCCACCAGACGUAUGACGGAAGUAUUGAGCAAACCUCGCAGGGAUAUUCAUCUGUAAACUACUACGCGUACAAUUUAAGAGCCGUAGUUAUGUAUGACGGGAUAAGAAUAGCCGUGAAUAUUGAAGGAAAAGCGAGAAAUUUCACAUGGACAGCAUUGUACAGCGAAAUGGGAGUUUUCUUUAGUUGGCUUUCCGCAGUGUUUAGCACAGUGGCGCUUCUUACGGGUUGUUUCUUGCUGCCAUACCUGAAAAAUAAAAAUGUACCCACUUCAUCAAAUUGUAACUGUUCGUGUCAUGCUGGUAAUGUGGAACCGGAUCCAAGCAAUGCUUCAGAAGAUGUGGAACCACUUGUCCCUUGACAGAAUGGACGCACGUGUGGCGCAAGAAGAUGUAACGAUUGAAUUAAAUAUUUAUUUUGUAUAAAUUCAUAUGUACAUAUGAUGAUAUCCAAAUUUACGCUAUUUUAGGCUGUUGUAAGUAAAGAAUCUAAGUAGGAGUAUCUGCAUAAAAUUGUUUAUUUCUUGUAAUUUCAAUACGUUGUAUCUUUAAAGUGACAAAAAACAAAAAUAAUACUGGAAAAG